AUGGCCAAACAGUACGACGUGUUGUUCCGGCUGCUCAUGCUCGGAGACUCUGGGGUGGGGAAGACGUGCAUGUUGCGCAGGUUCACCGAGAGUGAGUUUGACCCGUCACACAUCUCCACCAUCGGCGUGGAUUUUAAGAUGAAAACACUAGAAAUAGAUGGACUCAAGGUGCGAGUACAGAUAUGGGACACGGCUGGUCAGGAGCGUUAUCAGACCAUUACCAAACAGUACUACAGACGAGCACAGGGUAUCAUCUUUGUGUACGACAUCACCAACCAGGCAGCCUUUCAGCACAUAGCCAAGUGGGCCAGCGAUGUGGACGAAUAUGCACCCAACCAGGUGCAGAGGAUCCUGGUGGGAAACAAGUGUGAUGAGGAGCUGAGGAGGCAGGUGACAACGGAACAAGGAAGCAAGCUUGCAGAAACCUAUGAGAUGGAAUUCUUUGAAACCAGUGCUUCCACCAGCAAUAACAUCACAGAGUCCUUCACUCGUCUGACGGAGCUGGUGUUGCAGGCUCACAAGAGAGACACGGACCACUUGUUGUCCUCCCUGGACGAUUAUCUAGAGAAGGUCGCUAUGGAGGACGAGGGGAGUAAAGAUACUGACGAAAAAGUUCAGAGGAGUUGUGCCUGUUAGCAAAAACCGCCAUAGCUGAUCCCUUAAGACACCUGUCCCCUAUUGUGACUUGACUU
Molecule: messenger RNA, 692 nt
Organism: Limanda limanda (common dab)
Lineage: Eukaryota; Metazoa; Chordata; Actinopteri; Pleuronectiformes; Pleuronectidae
Product: ras-related protein Rab-15-like
Exons: 7
Coding region: 1-636 (211 amino acids)
Molecular function (GO): GTP binding; GTPase activity
Source: RefSeq, a predicted model, not a curated record